CCUUACAGAGGACGGCCUGAGGAAAGUUGUAAUGAAACUUUAUUAAGGUCUUGUAACUGUUAUCAAAAUGAGUGUCUUGGCAUCGAAGAUUUCGUUAAUAAAAGUUAACCCUAGAUUAACUCUUGCUAAAUUUUGCAGGCUGUUCAGUUCAACUCCAGCUUUCAGAGCUCAGGCUGAGGCUGCCCAACCACCACUGACACUCACAACAGAUUCCAACGGGAUACGCACAAUAUGCCUGAAUGAUUCUCGGAAAAGAAAUGCCUUAUCUCUGGCUAUGCUAGAGUCCCUGCUACAGGACCUAGACAGAGACCAGGAGGAACUACGUGUCGUCAUCAUCAAAGCCAGUGGUCCAGUCUUCAGUGCCGGACAUGACCUUAAGGAACUGACACAAGAGAAAGGUCUGGAGUUCCACGAGAAGGUGUUCUCUACCUGUUCAGAUGUCAUGAACUUAAUCCAGGAUUUACCUGUGCCAGUAAUUGCCCAAGUUCAAGGGCUAGCAACAGCUGCAGGCUGUCAGCUAGUGGCGUCAUGUGACAUAGCAGUGGCGUCACAGUCCUCCCAGUUUGCCACUCCAGGGGUCAACGUUGGAUUAUUUUGUACAACCCCUGGGGUCGCCUUAGGGAGGUCAGUGCCAAGAAAGGUUGCCAUGGAGAUGUUAUUCACUGGACACCCCAUUUCUGCUGGAGAUGCCCUACUGUACGGGUUGGUCAGCAAGGUGGUCCCAGAUUCACAAGUUGAACAAGAGACAAUGAGGAUCGCAGAAAGAAUUUGUGAAACUAGUAAAGAUGUUGUGGCGCUGGGUAAAGCAGCUUUUUAUGCUCAGGUUACCAUGGACAAGAAGAAUGCCUACAGAUAUUCUGAGAAAAUUAUGGUGAAAAACCUGAUGCUGCAAGAUGGUGGUGAAGGCAUCAGGGCUUUCAUUGAGAAGAGAAAACCAGAAUGGAAGAAAGGUUAAAGUUCACAGUUCAAGGUCGUGUGCACAGUGUGAGCUAAACAAACAGAACUUGGUUGUAAAUUUAAUGUUGAGCAUUUUUUUUUAUUGUAACCAAAGAGAAGUGCACAAUUAUAGUCAUUAACUUUAACAAUGAUUUAUGAUAUUGGCUAUAGUUAAUGCCAUUCAUUGUGAUGGGUUCUGCUAAUCAAGUAUGCUGCUACCACUUACAACAAAACCUUUUACAAUUGUACAGUCACUGCCAGUGGUGAUGGUUUAGCCAUUGUUGCAAGCCUUGUUAUUUUAUGUACAAGACACGUCAA
Molecule: messenger RNA, 1254 nt
Organism: Physella acuta
Lineage: Eukaryota; Metazoa; Mollusca; Gastropoda; Physidae
Product: enoyl-CoA hydratase domain-containing protein 3, mitochondrial-like
Cellular component (GO): mitochondrion
Molecular function (GO): hydro-lyase activity
Source: RefSeq, a predicted model, not a curated record